Messenger RNA from Ruditapes philippinarum (Manila clam), 1724 nucleotides. RefSeq lists its product as uncharacterized. The record is from RefSeq and is a predicted model, not a curated record. The transcript has 2 exons. NCBI's taxonomy places the organism in Eukaryota, Metazoa, Mollusca, Bivalvia, Venerida, Veneridae. The coding region runs from base 273 to 1283 and encodes 336 amino acids.
ACUGGCUACAUUUUCUCUAAACUCCUGUCUCGCUUAUUGGUGAUCAAUUACAAUUUAGCUGGCGGCGAGGCAAUACGUUUUUAAUCUUUCAGAAUUAAAUAGCAGACUGAAAAAAAUCUUGUUCGAUCUUAUACGACUCUUUUUCUUCAAAAACUAUUGAGAGAAAAUAAAUUCAUUUUAGAUAAGAAAAUUUAAUUGAACUGUAAUGUAUUCGGGAUUGUUUAAAUUGUGAGUUAUACUUCUUGCAUAUUGUGAACGUGAGUGACAGUUGAAUGGCCGAACCGGAAGCAGAGCCAGAAGUAGAGCCGGAGCCGGAACCGGAAAGUGAGGCUGAAUCAGAAAUCACCGGAAGUAGUAACACAGAACCGGAACCUAAUUGGUCAACUGCUUUCGAUCAGUGGGGACCAGCAUGGCAUUUGCAUGUUUACAUUGUCGCAACGGCUUUUAUGUUAAUAGCAAUAUUUACAGCAAUGAGUAUGGUUGUUUAUUUACGGGAUAAACGUUUGUUAAAACAAGGGACGUUGACGUUCACGUUACAAUGUCUCUUACUUUAUUUUACCCUAUUACGGUCAUUAGUUAUGUUCAUCAACCCGUAUCAAACAUCUGAUACCAUCAAUGAUACAGUGUUUCACAUGAUGUGGUCAUUUGCACUUCCAGGAUUGACGGCGUCAUUCAGUGUGCUACUUUUGGUGUUUUUAGAUACGACGAAAAUGACAUUAGGACCUCCUCUUUUUCAAAAACUCUCAGUGCUUUUGGUAUUUACUGCCUGCCAUUUUGUUAUCGUUGUACUCUCUGACGUUAUUUGUAUACUGAGUGAGAGCUCCUGCAAACCCAUGUUGAUGUUUUGUCAGUCACUAUUUAUACUAUACGGGACAUCGUUGUCCGCCGGAUAUUUAUACACGGCGGUAUCCCUCCACCGGAAAUGCGUCACAGGCGUAAUAAGUGCCGCAGAAAACAAGAAAAUGUUGCGACUCAUAAGAAUAUCUGGGUUUGGUGCAAUCAUAGCAUUUUCUAUUGCCGUAACCCACCUUUACGCUGCAUGCAGUAAAUUUGGUAUUUAUAGUGACGUCACAUACGUUAACGCCUGGGAUUGGUGGGUUCUACAGUCAGUCCUAAGAGUUGAAGAAAUAACGUCAUCUUGUCUUAUACUUUUGAUUGCGUUCAGGAAUCCUUUUUCCGACACCUGCAAAAUAAAGCAAUGGAUGACGAACUCCUUAAACAGAAAAACGAAUCCAUUGCAAAACACGGCUAUAACAGUGAUUGAUAAAACAGAAAUGCCGUAACGGAUUGACUGUCUCGUAACAGAGGUUAGAGUACCACAUGGGAAUUUUUACAUCAAAAGGAAAUAAACUUUUAUAAUGUUGGCACGUUGUGUGCAAAGCUCUUGUAUCCACUUUUAUAGCAUCUCCGAUGUUCCCUAGAAUAAAUAAAAUUCAUUAAAUUGUAUGUACGAUAAGCACGAGUUUAGCUAAAGUGUUGUUGUCACAGGACAGGAUUCAAGAACUAGUAUAAAGAACAUCUGUUGUUAGGUAUAUACGAGUAUAUUCUUGUUUUGAUACUCGAAGAAGCUGCAUACAUAUGCACAGAUUAUAAGCCAUCUUAUUGAUAAUUAUAGAUAAUAAAUACUGCAUUAAAUUUAUAAUGUACUAGUAUAUGAUGGUUUGUAUUCAUAUGUCUCGCUCAAAGGAAUCAUUAGGAAUAUCGCUAUAACUUUGGAGUCAGAA